AUGCUGCUAAUAUUCGAUGCAUUGAUGAUUCAACAUAUUGUGAUGCAAUUGGAUGUGCAGAUCCAGAUGCUUAUGGUUAUAAAUGUGAUGAUGGAAACUCAUAUUGUUAUUGCAACUAAACAUCACAUGACUAUGGGAAACACACACAUAUUCAUAUCGAAUUCGAUGAUCUAUGUUAUAUCAAAUAUUCAUAUUCAAUACUUUUGCUUUUUUUAUUCGAUUUAUUUGGUUUGA
Adineta ricciae is the source of this 234-nucleotide messenger RNA. Lineage: Eukaryota; Metazoa; Rotifera; Eurotatoria; Adinetida; Adinetidae. The record is from the annotation of a GenBank genome assembly.